Messenger RNA from Cylicostephanus goldi, 558 nucleotides. NCBI's taxonomy places the organism in Eukaryota, Metazoa, Nematoda, Chromadorea, Rhabditida, Strongylidae. The record is from the annotation of a GenBank genome assembly.
AUGCAAGACAUUGCACACGAAUUUGUUGAGAUGGCUAAGCUUGUCGAUGUGAGCGAGUGUGAUAAUGAGGGUGUGCAAGUAGUUCAGAGCCCCAAGACUAAGUGCAGUGAGGAGACAAAGUCGGUAAUGAGAGAAUUGACAAAAGUUCGCUCAAGAGCUAUCCGGCUAGAGUGCACACUGAAAUCUCAACGAGCGGAAGGACUUAUGAAUGGCUUGGAUUCAUAUAGGCAUCUUGUCUCGAAAGAAGAUCGACGAGAUGACGAUGGGAGCUCGCGCCGUGAUCGAGUACGCGGCAGUCACACCUGGACUGAAGAAGAGCGAAUGAUUGCUUUCCAUUGUCUCCUUCGUUAUGGAAGAGAUUUCGAUGCGGUCGCGGAAGUGCUUGGUACGAAAACACCGGAUAAAGUGAAGAGUUUCUAUACAGAGAUGAAAGAAGAUAUAGACAAAUUGCUAGAAAAGGAAAUCCGAGCAGAUGAAGAGCUGGUCACUUCGUUUGAUGUUGAAAAAGAACUGGGUGCAGAGGCGACUAAGCCUGUGGAAGUAGUAAACCUUGAUUGA